Molecule: messenger RNA, 1336 nt
Organism: Medicago truncatula (barrel medic)
Lineage: Eukaryota; Viridiplantae; Streptophyta; Magnoliopsida; Fabales; Fabaceae
Product: disease resistance protein CHL1-like
Biological process (GO): defense response
Molecular function (GO): ADP binding; ATP hydrolysis activity
Source: RefSeq, a predicted model, not a curated record
AAGGACUUUCUAAUCAAAAAGAAUUAUGCCUCAUCAUCUUGAAUUGAAUUCUUCUUCUUGUGAAAUUUCAUAUUCAUUGAUCGUUUUUUAGAAAUUUUCAUAAAAAUCCGUCCAUGUUUUCCUUCACCUUCUCCUCAAAAAGCGACCACAAAUUUGAAUUCUCGUCUACUAAUCCAAAGAGGAAGAGGUUCAAUGUGUACUUGAGUUUCUGCGCCAAAGAUGCUGGUUCGUUUGCUAUGAGUAUCUAUAAGACUCUUAGCAUAAAAGCUGGAUUUGUUGUUUUCUGGGAGGAAAAGAGGCUUGGUUAUGGAGAUCGGAUAGUAACACCCUUGGAGCCAGUGCUGAAUGUUAUAGGAAAGUGCAAAAUUGUUGUAAUCAUAUUUUCAAGAAAUUAGGCUAAUACAAGACGAUGUCUACAAGAAUUGAAGAAAAUAACUGAAUGUUGCCGAACAACAUCUGGUCUUACUGUUCUGCCUUUGUUCCAUGAUCAUGUCUAUCCCUCAUGCGGAAUUUUAAAGACAUGUAUGUUUGGAGAUUCUUUUCAUAAUUUUGUGGAUAGAAUAUUGAUGCAGGAAACCUCCCAUGAGGGGGACAAAUUUAUAAGUUGGGUUGCAACAAUCAGUAAAGCUACUACAUAUUCAGGACCAAUAGAUCUUGUACAAAUACCCCCAGACAGGAACAAAAGUGAAUAUAUUGAUAAUCUGGUUGAACGUGUUACUCGUGUGAUAAGCAAUAAGAGAGGGUGGUUAAAUUGUUUAAAUACAAUGAGCAUAAAUUCUCGUGUGCAAGAUGUGAUUCAACUAUUGAAACAAUCAAAAUCUCCUCUACUUAUAGGGAUUUGGGGGAUGGCAGGGAUUGGUAAAACAACCAUUGCCCAAGCCAUUUAUCAUCAAAUUGGUCCCUAUUUUGCGGACAAGUGCUUUCUCAAAAAAGUCAAGGGAGCUUGGGAACAAGAAAGUGGUCAAGUUUUUUUACAACAGAAACUUAUUUUUGACAUUGACCAAGGAACUGAAAUAAAGAUACGUAAAAUUGAAUCAGGAAAACAAAUUUUAAAAUAUAGAUUUCGACACAAAAGGAUACUUCUUGUUCUUGACAAUGUUGAUAAAUUGGAGCAGCUAAAUGCUUUGUGUGAAAAUCCUGAAUGGUUUGGUGUAGGAAGCAAAAUAAUCAUCACAUCUAGGAAUAGACAUCUCCUCAAGGAGCAUGGAUUUGACCAUAUAUAUAGAGUCAAAGAAUUGGACGGAAGUGAAUCGCUUGAGCUUUUUAAUUACGGUGCAUUCAGGCAAACAACACAUCCUCAAUAAGAUUUUCUUGAUCUUUCCAAACAGGUAGUUGC